AUACACAAUGGCUGCUGGAAAGACUGGAAAGCAAACAAUUUUCAGGCCCGCCGCGUCUAGCAAAAAACAUGAGAAAAAAUGAUUAAAAAUUCGAAAAAUAGUUACAAGUCAAGAAAAACACAGUAGAAAGAAUGUUAAGACACCUAGGGCACCUCAGUCCUGGCGGUGUUGACCACUUACAAUUGAAUCGAACAUUUGCAUCAAGACUAGUUGGGGACUGUGCCCUUAUUUACCAAGCAGGUCUGCCCUAGGGUGCCAUGGCCACAGGAAUCCAGGGGCACCUUGACUACGUUCCAGAGAAAGUAAGGCUUGCGGUGGCCACAGGGAAGCGCAAGAGAGCUGAAGGAAAACCCAGGAAGAACUUUUCCUGCCAACUAUGCGAGAAGGCCUUCAAUAGUGUAGAAAAGCUGAAGGUGCACUCGUACUCACACACAGGAGAGAGACCGUACCAGUGUUCCCAUCAAGACUGCACCAAGGCCUUCGUCUCCAAAUACAAGCUGCUACGGCAUAUGGCUACACACUCACCAGAGAAAACCCACAAGUGUACAUACUGUGAGAAAAUGUUUCAUCGAAAGGAUCACUUAAAGAAUCACCUGCACACUCAUGACCCAAACAAGGAGGCAUUUUCCUGCCAGGAAUGUGGUAAGAGCUACAACACUAAGCUGGGCUUCAAACGCCACCUUGCCCUCCAUGCAGCAAAUAGCGGAGACCUCACCUGCCAGGUGUGUCUGCAGCUAUUUGCCAGCACAGGGGUUCUCCUGGAACACCUUAAAACACAUGCAGGCAAGUCCUCGGGCGGGACCAAAGAGAAGAAGCACAGAUGCGAGCAUUGUGAGCGACGCUUUUACACCCGCAAAGAUGUGCGGAGGCACAUGGUGGUGCACACAGGGCGUAAGGACUUCCUGUGUCAGUACUGCGCCCAGCGCUUCGGUAGGAAGGACCACCUGACACGCCAUGUGAAGAAGAGCCAUGCUCGGGAGAUGCUGAGGGUUAAGACAGAGCCAACCGAUUCGCUGGAACCCUUUGUCAGUGACCUAGCAAUGGGUGAUCUGCCACCCAUUCUGCCCUCGAGGCAGCUACAGCUCUAUGGUUGUCCUGUCCUUGCCCUUCCAACCCCGGAUACAGAACACCUUAACAGCCUUCCACACUCUUUCUCCUUAAAGUACCCUCUGGGCUCCAACUUUACCUCAUAUACUACCACCGUGCCAGAGAGGGAGCAACAUUUGAAGGGAGACCUGGAGACAUACUUGAUGGAAAUGCAGAGCACCAUGCCCUCUUCCUCCACUCAGUUCUCUGCCUCGAAACUGGAGCUGGACCCCCAGGUGGACCCCUUGGAUGAAACAACCCAGGAAAUGUCCCUCUCCAAAAUGUCUGCAGUGGCUGCAGCAGCAGCAGCAACAAGUGACACGCUGGCAACCUCUUCAUCAUUGCUUGAUUUCUCACAGCUCUUUAACUUCCUGCCCUUAAAUGGCCCACAUUAUAACCAGACAGGAGCCAUGGGCAGCUUGGCAACCUCGUACCUGCCAGAGGAGACCCUUUCUCUAGUUCAGUUGUCCCCCCAACCACCUGAUGCCCCGGAAGUAUCUGGAAGUCCCCUCCAUGGUCUCUCUUCCUCCUUCACAUCUAAUCUGAACACAACCACCACACUGCCCCGUUUUCACCAGGCUUUUCAGUAGUUAGUUCAGCACUAGGUCAAUGCAGAGUUUAUGAAAUCCAUUCAUAUAUCUGAAUCCAAGUUUUAGUUGAACACUCGUCUGGAGUGAUUGAUCAUUAGGACAUAUAGAAUGAAAUUUAGUGUUAGAAAUAACAUAUGUAUUGAAUAUAAACACCUCAUUGUUAAGGUAAAUUGACUUACUACAGAAUCUAUACGAUUGAUAAUAUAAAGAUAUAGUUUGUAUUGGGACAUGUACUACAUCGUUGAAUUUUGAGCAAAUAAGUCAGUAAAGAAUAAUCAUAAUAGAAAUGUACAAUUUUGUUAUAAGAGCACAGGCCAGGGGAGUUGCAAUGGGCAGUGGACCAGGCAGCCGCCUUACAUGUACUAUAAAAACUAUAGCACACCCUGAAGUGCCUUGUUGUUACCUAAAAAUGCCAGACAAUUUAAAAUGUUUUAACACACUAGCAAUAAGCUAACUUGUUGGUUAACUAGUUGGUUAACUACCUCUAGUUAAUUCCUCUACCUCUAACUAAUUCUAGAAUUGAAAGUAUGUUAAACAGCAAUUGUUUACUUAAUCAUCCCCACACAAUUUGUCUUAGACAAACAAAUAUGAUUCCAUGCAAAUGCAAAUAAUGUCAAAAGCUAGAAAGAUUCAGGACUGACAAAAAGAAAAUUGGUACAGAACUACAAGAUUUCAGACUCGUUCAAUAACAAACCCCAAUCCAGAGUACUAAAAUAUAUUUUUAAAUAGAUUUAGACGAGGUUGCAGUGUUUUUAUUUUUGAUUCUUAAAAUAUUGUGCCUUAUAGUUAAAACAUAGUGUGCCUAUUUUACAAUGUUUCAUAAAGCACUUUGAACUUUAAGUGAUGUUGAACAUCAUCACAUAUCUGUCUCAUAUCUGUGUGGGCGGAGUUCAAGCAAUACAACUAUACAUACAGUAUGUUCUCACAAUUGGGAAUAUACCAUGGAAUGAAGGUUAUGUAAAUCCUGGAUCCCUAUCAAAACCAAAGCCAACCAAUUAUCUAGCAAGCAGUUGAGUAGCAUGCUAUGAUGUUUAAGGUUUUAUCGAUGCUGCUGUUUCAUCCCUGUUUUUCCCACUGAGACAUACACUGUUGUUCUCUAUCAUCACAAUAAUUAUAUAAAUUAUAAAUAUAUUUGUAAUCAUAUAUGUAAUUAUCUAUAUUUAUCUAUUAAGACGCAUUGACACCCUAGGUUAAUAUGAACAAAAAAGGCUGUGAAAAGAUUGUCAUUGUUGUUUUCAGCUUGAUCUUACUCUCAAAAUAUUAUAUUAAUCUAACCUUUGAGUUACAAAUGUUUGAAGAAAAAUAUUAUACAGAAACAUGCAUGUCACAAUUAUUGGCACCUACUUUGUGUAUCCCCACUUUUGAGAAAUAACAGCUGUCAGACGCUGUCUCCUGUAUUGUUUGAGAAGGUGGGAGAAGAUUUUGGAAGGAAUUUAAGACCGUGCCUCCACACAGAAACUUUACAUAUCCUCAGUCGUAGCUUAUUGACUCUCCUUUUAAGCCCACCCCACCGGUUUUGAUAGGAUUUAUGUCAGAGGACUAUGAUAGCCAUUGCACAAGCUUACAUCUAUGGUCAGUGAACCAUUUCAGUGUGGAUUUGGAGGUAUGCUUCAGAUCAUUGUCCUGCUGGAACAUCUAACAACUCAGGGUUAGCCAUCUGGCAGAGACAGACAGGCUUUGACCUAAACUCUCCCGGUACAUGAUGGAGUUUAUGGUGCCACAUAUCCUAACAGGUUUCUAGGGCCAUUGGAAGUAAAGAACAGACCCACAACAUCACAAAUCUGCAACCAUACUUUAUAUUGGGGAUUAGGAUUUAUUCUGCAAUAUUACGGUUCCCACCCCUGGUGUUUAUUGGCAGAAUAACUGAUUUAAAUUUAAUUUACAGUGAGAUUGAACUAGCUCUAUCUGUUUAUGUUUGUGGUUUGGUGACAGCUGAAGUUAUCUUCUGGUUACCCUUGCAAAUAACCCUUGUUUUCUUAGCCAUUGGCUGAUUUGCAAAUGCAUACCAUAAUUUGUGUGUCCUUUUCCAUGUAGAUAGAUGACUAAGGAUGCCAAUGACUAUGACAUGCAUGUUUUAAAAUGAAGUUGUUAUUUUGUGGUAAAAUGUAGGUUAGACACAUACAAUAUGGUUAUGUUUUGAGAUUACAUGUUGUCUUAAUUGCUUUAGUCAACUUCAGUUAUUAAGGAGAAAUAGCUCAAUCAUGUAUGAGUAAGGAAAAUGUCUUAACAGGAAGGGAAACAUCAGCCUGGGUUUGUGUUACAUUUAGACUCAACAGCAAUAACUCUAUUCUCAAAUAUUUCACUCCAUUCCUUAGAAAUACAGAUGUAUAGUAAAGACAUGGUCUAUGAAGGAUUACACUCUAUUUGAGGAGUGACAAGAUCAGAAUGUACCACAGUUAGAUUGAUUUGUCUGAACCUAAAGUACAUACAAGUUUUAUUGCUUGAGUCAAGCAGUGAUUUAGCAAAAGAUUCCCCAAUAUAAGUUACAUUUAAAUGGUAUUAUGGUUAAUCAUGUCAGACAGGGAGUGAGUCCAACCUGAAGAGCUGGUUAAUAACCUUUAAAUUGGUUUGAAACCUAUGAUAGUGAAAAUGUGCCCUUUGACGGUUUUAUAGCUGAACCAAGUAGCCUUGACUGAAUUUCAUCCAUAGCGAAGUCCAUUAAGAAGAUUAUUCAAUAGAUGUUUCAAUGGAAGUAAUGAUGGCUGAAUCGCUUUCAGUAGCACACCAGACACAUUUAUCAUUUUAGAAACCAUCAUGUUC
Messenger RNA from Hypomesus transpacificus, 4436 nucleotides. It is a transcript of the gene plag1, whose product is annotated as pleiomorphic adenoma gene 1. The transcript is spliced from 3 exons. NCBI's taxonomy places the organism in Eukaryota, Metazoa, Chordata, Actinopteri, Osmeriformes, Osmeridae. The coding region runs from base 258 to 1676 and encodes 472 amino acids. The record is from RefSeq and is a predicted model, not a curated record.